AUGCAGUCUAGCGACCCAUCUGAACUAAAGGUUAUGACAGGUAAUUUAACCUCGUCUGCUUCAGCAGCAGCCGCUGCCAUCUCUUUUCCUCACACUGAAGCGUCGGAGCUCCUCCCUGGCGAGGAGUAUUCCUAUCUCCUGACGCCAUCCUUACCGUUUGAACCAGAUUAUUUUGAAACGUUCGUAACUUUGUGCGACGUGCUGAUAGACUGCUAUACUCGACUUAUAUCUUUGGUUCCGACUCCUUCCGUUUGUACUGUUGCUCUGGGUGAGAUGUUCUCCAAGGCCGAUGCUAAGCUUCGAAAGAUCAUGGUAGCAGGGGUUGUACGGGAAUUUGAGGAUGCGAGCCGGAUGAAUGCAAAGAAUGAAGUCUCGGGUGUAAGCCGCGUUGUCCUCGGGGGUCUUCUAGGUUAA
This is a messenger RNA of Aspergillus oryzae RIB40, 414 nucleotides long. RefSeq lists its product as uncharacterized. The transcript has a single exon. Bases 1 to 414 code for a protein of 137 amino acids. Lineage: Eukaryota; Fungi; Ascomycota; Eurotiomycetes; Eurotiales; Aspergillaceae. The record is from RefSeq and is a predicted model, not a curated record.